Molecule: messenger RNA, 678 nt
Organism: Racocetra fulgida
Lineage: Eukaryota; Fungi; Glomeromycota; Glomeromycetes; Diversisporales; Gigasporaceae
Source: the annotation of a GenBank genome assembly
AUGUCAAUUACCUAUUCAUAUCUAUCUCAAAAAAUUAUAGAUAGUGAAGCUCCUUCUGAAGAAAUAUUAGAUACGUUAUCAGCUCAACAAAAAAUAGAAGUUUUAAAAUUAUGUUAUAAUUCACAACGAAAAUUACUUAACAAGUUACUAGAGGAAAAAAGAAUCGAGCAAGCUAUUAUAGAAAUACCUACUAUACAACCACCUAAACGGGAUAAAAAUCAAUCAUCAAAAAUUAAACUUUGGGAGCUUUGCCCUUGGUUACCAAAAACUUAUUUUGCAAACAUUAAAGCUGAUUUUACUCCACAUAUCAGAGCAAAUAAAAUUGUAUAUAACAAACAUAAAGUUCAAAUUGGGUCUAACAAAUGGAUUGUACAAGAAUGUCUUAAGCAAAAAUUAAUGGAUAGAGCUGAUAAUUUUCGACGAAAGCAAUACAAAAAGCAAAAUAUUAAAUCUAAUGUGCAAAUUGGAAGUAAUGUUCAAGAAUUUGAAUUACGAAGACUUUCUACUUAUUAUAAUAAAGAGAAUACAAAUUUAGCAUAUGCAUCUGAUAUAGAAUCUGAUGAUAGUAAUCAUGAAGCAAAUACUUCAAAUUUAAAAUAUCUUACUGCUGAAUUACAUAAAAAUUAUGAUCAUAGUAGUAAUGAUAAGGAAAUAGCUAAAACUAAUGAUGAAGAAGAG